GUCGAGUCGUACGGUUUGGAUACAUUUUGCCGCGAAAAUGUUGCGGCUUAUUUUAAUUUUUAAUGUACUUUGUAUAUUUUUUGUGGCCAGUUUGAAUAUCGUCAAUCCCGGUCCACAGUACCCACCGACGAAAGGGGAAGUGUGGCCAAAACCGCAACAGCAGAUAAAACAACAGACUUAUUUUAAACUAUCACCUUCAGUUUUUAAAUUUACGGAGACAGGGAAGACGUGUGGAAUAUUAAAAAAUGCCAUAUCACGCUACACGGCAGUGCUUAGGAGCACACACCACAUUGUGCGGAGACAUUCUAAGAAAACAUGGAAGCACGCGGAUACUCAGCAACUGAAUACGAAUCCCGACUUCAAAGGUACACUUGAAGAACUGCAAAUUAACCUGAGUAGACCAUGCGAGAUCUUCCCACACUUGGAUAUGGAUGAAAAAUAUAGUCUCAACGUUUCUGCAGUAUCGACGCUAACCGGUGACUCCAUUUGGGGAAUACUCAGAGGCAUGGAAACUUUCGCACAGCUGUUCUACUUGUCUGAUGGGUAUAAAGAGGUUCUCAUUAACUCUACACAAAUAGUGGAUUUUCCGAGAUACACAUAUCGAGGGCUCCUUAUCGAUACAUCGAGGCAUUACCUCAGUGUUGCCAACAUCCUUAAAACAUUGGACGCUAUGGAAAUGAACAAGAUGAAUGUUCUGCACUGGCACAUUGUUGAUGACCAGAGUUUUCCAUAUCAGAGCCAGAUAUUCCCGCAACUAAGUGAGCAAGGUGCAUAUGAUUCUUCGAUGAUCUACACGCGGGCUAACAUCAACAAGAUAGUCAAAUAUGCAAGAGACAGAGGGAUCCGAGUAUUACCCGAAUUCGACGUACCCGGACACACAAGGUCAUGGGGAGUCGCAUACCCAGAAAUUCUGACAAAAUGCUACCUACUCGGCGAAGUAGUCGGCUUGGGACCUAUGGAUCCGACUCAGAAUAGCACGUAUAACCUAAUAGGCGACCUGUUCCGUGAAGUACAAGAGGUAUUUCCCGAUAAAUACUUCCAUCUUGGAGGCGAUGAAGUCGCUAUGGAUUGCUGGAUAUCAAAUCCAGAGAUACUGAAGUUCAUGGACCAGCACAACAUGUCCCGUACCAGCGAACUGCACGCGUAUUUCAUGUCUAAAGUUCUUCCUUUGUUGGGCCAAAAAUCUAAGCCUAUGGUCUGGCAGGAAGUCUUCGAUGAAGGUGUGGCGUUACCUAGCGAUGCCAUCAUACAAGUGUGGAAAAGAAUUGGAGCGGAGGAUAUGGUCCGAGUAUUGCAAGCAAAACACAAGGUAAUAUAUUCAGCAUCGUGGUACUUAGACUAUUUGCACAAUGGAGGGGACUGGGACAAGUUCUACACAGUGGAUCCUCGACAGAUGAUCCCAAGGCAUUAUAAGGAUCUGGACCUGAACAAUAUACUUGGCGGAGAAGCUUGCAUGUGGGGCGAAGCCGUCGACGACAGAAACCUGAUAAGCAGGGUGUGGCCACGUUCUAGCGCAGUGGCUGAGAAGCUCUGGAGUUCGGAAUCACCACGAUUUAGCUUCUUCAGGAACAUUGCUAUUGAAGUGAACCGUCGCCUGGAAGAGCACGCCUGUCGUAUGAACCGACGCGGCGUACACGCACAGCCACCCAAUGGACCUGGGUUCUGUGUUGGAGCAAUAUAA
Spodoptera exigua (beet armyworm) is the source of this 1681-nucleotide messenger RNA. The record is from the annotation of a GenBank genome assembly. NCBI's taxonomy places the organism in Eukaryota, Metazoa, Arthropoda, Insecta, Lepidoptera, Noctuidae.